GUUGUACCCCGAAUCCAAUAUAAAUCGCAGCGUUCCCCGUCCCUCUCUCUCCUUUCCUCCUCCCUCCGCCGCCGCCGCCGCCGCCGCCGCCGCCUCCGCCUCCUCUUUGUUUCUCCUCUUAGGGGCUAGGGCUUGGCUUUCGAGAGGCAGCACCGCCGCCGGGGCAAUCGAGCAGGCGGAGGGGAGGAGCUAAUCAAAUCAAGUCAAAUCGAAUCAAAUCAAAUUCAAAUUCAAAUUCGACUAGGGCAGCAGGAGGAGGAUGGUUUCCCUGUCGACGUGGUUUCGCUACGCCGCGCACAAGUUCGAGUACUCCAUCUCCCUCUCAUGGAAGAAGUAUAACGUUGGCCAGAUCAACAGCACCCAGUUAACCGAUGCCGUCUGGAAGAACUUCUUCCAAGGCAAGCUCACCUACAUGCAUUGGAACAAGGGGGGAGAAGCCAUGGCCCCCAUCGAAUCUACUACGGGAGGAACCCUCCUUGUUAGAAAGCUCGUCAAUUUGUCUCCAACACAAGUCUUUGUUGGUGAUGUUGUCUUACUAAAAGACCCAGAGAAAUCUGAUGAUUUAAUCGUUCGACGAUUGGCUGCCCUAGAAGGUUAUGAGAUGGUCUCUAAUGAUGAGAAGGAUGAGCCGUUUGUACUUGACAAGGAUCAAUGCUGGGUUCUGGCAGACAACCAAUCACUAAAGCCAAAGGAAGCUAGGGAUAGCCGCUUGUUUGGACCAGUCCCUAUGACUGAUAUCCUUGGCAGAGUGAUAUACUCUUUAAGAACGGCUGUCGACCAUGGCCCAGUGGAGAACAGCCGAAUGGCCAUGAACCAGGAUUCACCAGUUCUGGCAGUAGAGCUUGAUGUGGAAGAGAUGGCGAAGAAUAAUAAAGUGUAGAUAAUUAGUGCUUUUGACGUGCUGUGGUGUAACUUUUCCCUUCGAUGGAUUUUGUUAUUCGAGAGAUUAGUUGCUUCAAGUAGAACAUUAUUCUGAACUUGUUCACUAUUUACUCGUGGAGAAGUCAAUAAUCAUAAGAAUAACCAUACGGGUUGCUAAAUUUUGAUC
Messenger RNA from Oryza sativa Japonica Group (Japanese rice), 1048 nucleotides. RefSeq names its product mitochondrial ATP-independent inner membrane protease subunit 2. Lineage: Eukaryota; Viridiplantae; Streptophyta; Magnoliopsida; Poales; Poaceae. The record is from RefSeq and is a predicted model, not a curated record. Gene Ontology annotation, molecular function: serine-type endopeptidase activity.